AUGUCGUCCUUGUUGUCAAAUAGCGAUUCAUGGCUAGUCAAUAUGGAUGCUGGGCUUGUAGACGGAGUUGUAUUUCUUGAUCUGCGUAAAGCAUUUGAUACGGUUGAUAAUGAAAUCCUCAUUAAGAAGUUAAAAAUUUACAGGGUUCAAAAUACUGCCCUCAAGUGGUUUAUUUCAUAUUUAUUUGAUCGAAAACAGUUUUGCAAGGUGGGAAGUGCAGCAUCGUCAACAAAAAAUAUACGCUGUGGAGGUCCACAGGGUUCAAAUCUCGGUCCGUUGUCAUUUCUCUUGCAUGUCAACGAUCUCCCGAACUGUUUAAGACACACUAGUGCUAAAAUGUAUGCGGAUGAUACGAAUUUGACGGCGUGUUCCGAUGAUAUUAACAAUUUACAAGCCAAUUUAAAUUCGGACUUGAACAAUAUUAUCCAUCAAUGGAUAGUAGCCAAUAAAUUAACUUUGAAUGUUGGUAAAACAGAGUAUAUGAUUAUCGGGACACGGCAGAAAUUAAAAAAAUUCUCAAGUAAAAUUAAUAUUAACAUCGGUGGGAAAAACUUAACACAAGUCGUUUCUAAAAAAGUCUUAGGCAUAAUAAUAGAUGGUCAAUUACGCUGGGAUGAAAAAAAUAGACAACAUAAGUAA
This is a messenger RNA of Paramuricea clavata, 639 nucleotides long. The record is from the annotation of a GenBank genome assembly. Lineage: Eukaryota; Metazoa; Cnidaria; Anthozoa; Malacalcyonacea; Plexauridae.